Messenger RNA from Chanos chanos (milkfish), 2739 nucleotides. Its product is annotated as metabotropic glutamate receptor 7-like. The coding region runs from base 1 to 2739 and encodes 912 amino acids. Lineage: Eukaryota; Metazoa; Chordata; Actinopteri; Gonorynchiformes; Chanidae. The transcript has 10 exons. Gene Ontology annotation, cellular component: membrane. Gene Ontology annotation, biological process: G protein-coupled receptor signaling pathway. Gene Ontology annotation, molecular function: G protein-coupled receptor activity. The record is from RefSeq and is a predicted model, not a curated record.
AUGGUCCGACACGCGCCAGGAACGACUCUAAAUCCCCAUCUCCCGUGGAAGGUUUUGUGGCUCAUGAGGGUGCUUGUGGAAUUCUCAUUGUCACAGGAAAUUUACGCGCCCCAUUCCAUUCGAACCGAGGGACACCUGACCCUGGGGGGGCUCUUCCCGGUCCACUCGCGGGGUCCCGACGGGGAACCGUGUGGAGAUAUCAAAACGGAGAACGGAAUCCAUCGCCUAGAGGCUAUGAUGUACGCGUUGGACCAAAUUAACAGUGACGACCAACUUUUGCCAAAUAUUACCCUAGGCGCGCGGAUUUUGGACACCUGCUCCCGGGAUACGUAUGCGCUCGAGCAGUCCCUUACUUUCGUUCAAGCUCUGAUUCAGAAAGACACAUCUGAUGUAAAAUGCACGAACGGAGAGGCGCCAGUGUUUGUCAAACCGGAGAAAGUGAUAAGCGUUAUCGGGGCUUCGGCCAGCUCUGUGUCCAUAAUGGUGGCAAAUAUACUGCGCUUAUUUCAGAUUCCUCAGGUCAGCUACGCAUCCACGGCUCCAGAGCUGAGUGACGAUCGGCGUUACGAUUUCUUCUCACGGGUGGUUCCUCCAGACUCGUUUCAGGCCCAGGCCAUGGUGGACAUACUGCGGGCGCUGGGCUGGAGCUACGUGUCCACCGUGGCGUCAGAAGGGAGCUACGGCGAGAAGGGGGUGGAGACCUUUACCCAGCUCUCCAAAAGUGCUGGUGGCAUCUGCAUAGCCCAGUCCCUAAAAAUCCCCCACAAUCCCAAACCAGAAGAUUAUGACAAGACCAUUCAGCAGCUUCUGGAAACACAACAUGCCCGAGCUGUGGUAAUCUUCGCUAAUGAGGAGGACAUACGGGAAAUCCUGAAUGCCACAAAAAGAGCCAAUCAGACGGGGCACUUCCUGUGGAUCGGGUCGGACAGCUGGGGAACUAAAAACAGCCCUAUCCUGCAGUUAGAAGAUGUUGCAGAAGGAGCUAUCACCAUUCUACCCAAACGCUCUACAAUCAAAGGAUUUGAUGAAUACUUCACAUCUCUCACACUAGAGAAUAAUCGCAGGAAUGUGUGGUUUGCUGAGUUUUGGGAGGAAAACUUUGACUGUAAGCUUCUGACCUCCUCUAAACGAGAGGACACCAGUCGCAAGUGCACAGGUCAGGAGAGGAUUGGGGUAGACUCGCGGUAUGAGCAGGAGGGGAAAGUACAGUUUGUGAUAGAUGCAGUGUAUUCCGUGGCUCAUGCCUUACACAGCAUGCACAGGGACCUGUGUGGAGAUCACCAUGGAGUCUGCCCAGAGAUGGACAAAGCACCGGGCAAGGUCCUGCUCAAGUACAUUCGCAACGCCACCUUCAAUGGCAGCGCCGGGACAACAGUUAUGUUUGACAAGAACGGUGAUGCUCCAGGCCGUUAUGACCUUUUCCAAGUUCAGAGUGACAACUCCUCCUCUCUUCCAGAGUACCAUCUGAUUGGCCAGUGGAUGGACUUUCUCCAUCUAAAGAUGGAGGAUCUGCGGUGGGGUGCUGAAGAUGUCCCAGUGCCCGUCUCUGUGUGUAGCCUGCCAUGUCAGACUGGAGAGCGUAAAAAAUACGUGAAAGGCAUGCCCUGUUGUUGGCAUUGCCACUUAUGCGACGGUUACCAGUACCAACACGAUGAGACCUCCUGCCGCUUGUGUGCCUAUGACAUGCGCCCAAACCUCAACCGCACGGCCUGUGAACCCGUUCCCGUGGUAACACUGGAGUGGGGCUCCCCCUGGGCUGUACUCCCUGUUUUGCUGGCCUUGCUUGGCAUCAUUGCCACUGUCUUCGUCAUGGCAACCUUCGUGCGAUUCAAUGACACCCCCAUUGUUCGAGCAUCGGGUCGGGAACUGAGCUAUGUCCUGCUGACUGGGAUCUUCCUGUGCUACAUCAGCACCUUCCUGAUGAUCGCCACGCCCGACCCGGGCGUUUGCGCCCUGCGUCGAGUGUUCCUGGGUUUGGGGAUGUGCAUCAGUUACGCCGCUCUUCUCACCAAAACUAACCGCAUCUACCGCAUCUUUGAGCAGGGCAAGCGUUUGGUGACUGCCCCACGUUUCAUCAGCCCCUCCUCCCAGAUCGCCAUCACCUCCACACUCAUCUCGGUGCAGCUUCUGGGGGUCUUGCUCUGGUUUGCUGUGGAUCCCCCGGACACAUUUGUGGACUAUGAGGAGCAGAAGGCAGUGGAUCCCGCAAGGGCGGUUGGUGUGCUGAAGUGUGACAUCACCGACCUGCAGAUUAUCUGUUCGUUGGGUUACAGUAUCCUUCUGGUGGUCACCUGUACCGUCUAUGCCAUCAAAACGCGAGGUGUACCUGAGGACUUUAAUGAGGCCAAGCCCAUUGGCCUGACCAUGUACACCACCUGCAUCAUCUGGCUGGCCUUCAUCCCCAUCUUUUUCGGCACUGCCCAGUCGGCUGAGAAGCUCUACGUCCAGACGGCCACACUUACCAUCUCCAUGAGCCUGAGCGCGUCAGUUGCUCUAGGGAUGCUCUACAUGCCCAAGGUCUACAUCAUCAUUUUUCACCCGGAGCUGAAUGUGCCCAAACGGAAACGCAGCUUCAAGGCCGUGGUGACAGCAGCCACCAUGUCGUCCAGACUCAACCUCAAACCCAGCGAGAGACCCAACGGGGAGGCCAAGACCGAGCUAUGUGACAAAGUACCGACUGACCCCAUGAGUCAAUCCACAAAGAAAACAUACGUGAGUUAUAACAAUAUCAAGACCUGA